GGAGGGGGGGCAGUCGUCAGUAGCAGCUCUGUUUACACGUUGCACACUGGGCCAUGUCUGCCCCACGCCUGGGACAAGCUGAGCCCUAAGCUCCUGCGGGUGCAAAGCUGCCAUCAUGACAAAACUUGCACAGAAAGUUGCAGAAGACAAUAAGGUUCCGUAUCCCCCUGGUGGCGAAGCAGUUUCAUUGCAGCCUGCUGACUAUAAGACCACUGGGGUGAGAAAACAUGGAGUUGCUCUGCCGUCUAUUAACUACCCGGUGCCCUCAUAUCCCAACUCAGACCUAGACUGGAAGCCGAGCGCAAGAUGGUUGCCCUCCCCUCGAUAUUCCGAUGCUCCCUUUCCUCACAUAAAAGAUAUGAAGUUUCCAGAUAGGAUCAGACUUAUGCGGCAAGGACCAAGCCCUGGAGAUAUGGGGUCCGAGUGGAGCUUUUAUCCCACUUCAGGGUUACCCUUCACGUACCACCUUGGGAAGCGCUGUGCGUUUGAAGGGAGGCACUUGGGAAACCGCGCUUCACUGGAUGUACAGCAGCUGGAUACUUGCUUUGGGAAAAAGAAAAAGGUCCGUGACCCCCGGAAUGGAAUCCCCUUUUCCAACCCAGGAGACAAACCUUUCCAUAGCCCAGAGUACAGCCCCAGUUUCCAUAAAUUUGGAUCUACGAGGCCGCUAAUCAGUUUCAGGGACUCGUAUAGAGUGAGAGCAGAUACGUUCAUCCCACUGCAGAAAAUGCCCCCAAAUCCUCGGGUCCCAUACAGAGAGAAGGAGGCCAAGCAGAACUGGGAAGAAGCAAAGCAAGAAGUGAAGGAGCUGAGCACAUGGAAACCUUCCCAGCGGAGCUUCACACUUGGAUUACCCGUCAAUGGGCAGCAAACAAAUGGAGAAUAACUGUGGCGUGGAAGUGCGGCAGGGGGGGGGGGAAUAUUGGGGGGGGGCAGGCAAGUGAUGUGCAUUUGUAUGUGUGUUGGGAUUUUUUUUGCAGUUUGGUUACAUUGAGAAUAAAGGUGGUUACAAUAACA
This is a messenger RNA of Xenopus tropicalis (tropical clawed frog), 1017 nucleotides long. RefSeq names its product spermatogenesis associated, serine-rich 1 (gene spats1). The transcript is spliced from 7 exons. Bases 116 to 886 code for a protein of 256 amino acids. The record is from RefSeq and is a predicted model, not a curated record. NCBI's taxonomy places the organism in Eukaryota, Metazoa, Chordata, Amphibia, Anura, Pipidae.